AUGCUCAAGAGCGGCAUCAACCGGUCGCUGAGGGCCUCCGCCUUCCGCAGGCCUGCGCUUCGCGCCGCCUUCCAGCCCAUCAAGAAGAACUUCGCUCCGGCGCUCUCUGCUCGCUUCGCCAGCUCUGAUGCCGCCCAGGGCGGCAAGAUCCACCAGGUCAUCGGUGCCGUCGUCGACGUCAAGUUCGAGGGCGAGAAGCUCCCCGCCAUUCUCAAUGCCUUGACCACGCAGAACGGUGGCCAGAAGCUGGUCCUCGAGGUCGCGCAACAUUUGGGUGAGAACGUCGUCCGCUGCAUUGCCAUGGACGGUACGGAGGGUCUCGUCCGUGGUGCCGAGGCGCUCGACACCGGCUCGCCCAUCAUGAUCCCCGUCGGUCACGGCACCCUUGGUCGUAUCGUCAACGUUACUGGUGACCCCAUUGACGAGCGCGGUCCCGUCAAGGCCACCAAGUUCGCUCCCAUCCACGCCGACCCCCCGGAGUUCGUCGACCAGUCCACCUCUGCUGAGAUUCUCAUCACUGGUAUCAAGGUCGUCGACCUGCUCGCUCCCUACGCUCGUGGUGGAAAGAUUGGUCUCUUCGGUGGUGCCGGUGUCGGCAAGACUGUCUUCAUUCAGGAGCUGAUUAACAACAUCGCCAAGGCCCACGGUGGUUUCUCCGUCUUCACCGGUGUCGGCGAGCGUACUCGUGAGGGUAACGAUCUGUACCACGAAAUGCAGGAGACCGGUGUCAUUCAGCUUGAUGGCGAGUCCAAGGUCGCCCUGGUGUUCGGUCAGAUGAACGAGCCCCCGGGUGCCCGUGCCCGUGUCGCCCUUACCGGUCUUACCAUUGCUGAGUACUUCCGUGAUGAGGAGGGCCAGGACGUGCUUCUCUUCAUUGACAACAUUUUCCGUUUCACUCAGGCCGGUUCCGAGGUGUCUGCCCUUCUUGGUCGUAUCCCGUCUGCCGUCGGUUACCAGCCCACUCUCGCCGUCGACAUGGGUAUCAUGCAGGAGCGUAUCACCACCACCCAGAAGGGUUCCAUUACUUCCGUCCAGGCCGUCUACGUCCCUGCUGACGAUUUGACUGACCCUGCCCCCGCCACCACCUUCGCCCAUUUGGACGCCACCACUGUCUUGUCCCGUGGUAUCUCUGAGCUGGGUAUCUAUCCUGCUGUCGACCCUCUCGACUCCAAGUCGCGUAUCCUUGACCCCCGUGUCAUCGGCCAGGAGCACUACGACACCGCUUCCCGCGUCCAGCAGAUCCUCCAGGAGUACAAGUCGCUCCAGGAUAUCAUUGCCAUUCUGGGUAUGGACGAGCUGUCGGAAGCUGACAAGCUUACCGUCGAGCGUGCCCGUAAGAUUCAGCGUUUCCUGUCGCAGCCUUUCACCGUUGCCCAGGUCUUCACUGGUAUCGAGGGUAAGCUGGUCGACCUGAAGGACACCAUCAGGUCCUUCAAGGCUAUCCUCGAGGGUGCGGGUGACGACCUUCCCGAGGGUGCCUUCUACAUGGUUGGUGACCUUGAGUCUGCCCGCGCCAAGGGUGAGAAGAUUCUUGCCGACCUCGAGAAGUCGUAA
Diplodia corticola is the source of this 1554-nucleotide messenger RNA. Its product is annotated as atp synthase subunit mitochondrial. The transcript is spliced from 8 exons. The record is from RefSeq and is a predicted model, not a curated record. The coding region runs from base 1 to 1554 and encodes 517 amino acids. Gene Ontology annotation, molecular function: ATP hydrolysis activity; ATP binding; proton-transporting ATP synthase activity, rotational mechanism. NCBI's taxonomy places the organism in Eukaryota, Fungi, Ascomycota, Dothideomycetes, Botryosphaeriales, Botryosphaeriaceae. Gene Ontology annotation, biological process: proton motive force-driven mitochondrial ATP synthesis; proton transmembrane transport.